AUGGCUCGACUCACCUUCAUUACGCCGUUCGUCCACGGGAUUGAUUGCCUCAGUAUCGGCGAGGCUCCCUCUCAAGGGCUUGUCUACGCCAUCGACAGCGAGAUUGUCAUCAAGCUGCCCUUUCAAUACAUUAUUCCAGAUGAGUUGAGUGAAGAUGCAACGUUCUAUUUGAAUCAUGGAGUUCGCAGCUUUGUUGCGAUGGAGAGGGAAUGGCAGUGUACGAUGCUGUGGCUAGUCGACGACACCCGAAUAUCGUCCGGAGGUUGA
Molecule: messenger RNA, 267 nt
Organism: Cadophora gregata
Lineage: Eukaryota; Fungi; Ascomycota; Leotiomycetes; Helotiales; Ploettnerulaceae
Exons: 1
Coding region: 1-267 (88 amino acids)
Source: RefSeq, a predicted model, not a curated record